GAUGAUAUCAAUUGCCCCUGCUCCACCCCUUUGUUCUUCUCUUCUCCCUCCUCUAGCACCGAACCGGACCGGGACUGAUAGUUUUACGUCAUCGGCUACGUCAUGGGGAGGAAGUCUGUUCGUGCAAAGGAGAAGAAACAAAAGCGCCUAGAGGAACGGGCUGCUAUGGCAGCGGUGUGUGCCAAAGUUCAGGCAGCCAACCAAUUAGGGGACCCUCUUAGUGCUUUUCCUGUCUUCAAGAAGUUUGACAGGAAUGGGUUGAAUCUUUCAAUAGAGUGUUGCAAAGUGUCUGAUUUGGAUCAGAAGACUAUAGACUGGGCUUUUGAACUCACAAAGACAAAUAUGCAGCUAUUGUAUGAGCAGAGUGAGUGGGGAUGGAAAGAAAGGGAGAAGAGGGAAGAACUGACAGAUGAACGUGCCUGGUAUCUCAUUGCCAGGGAUGAGCUUGCAGCUCCAGUUGCCUUUGUGCAUUUUAGAUUUGACGUGGAGUGUGGAGAUGAAGUCCUUUACUGUUAUGAAGUUCAGCUAGAGACCCAUGUCCGCAGGAAAGGAGUAGGGAAGUUCCUGGUACAGAUCCUACAACUAAUGGCAAAUAGCACACAGAUGAAGAAAGUUGUCCUUACAGUGUUUAAACACAAUCACGGUGCUUACCAGUUCUUCAGGGAUGCCUUACAGUUUGAAAUAGAUGAGACAUCUCCAAGUGUAUCUGGUUGCUGCAGUGAUGACUGCACUUAUGAGAUUUUAAGCAGAAGAACAAAGUUUGGAGACACCCCUCACUCACACACAGGACAUUGUGCGGGUUGCUGUCACUAAACAAAGUGGAGGAUGGACAUGGGAGGGGUUGGAAUAAGCAGUUGUCUUUUUGUUUCUCUAUAUUUUCCCCUUUUUUAUUUAGUUGUUUGCUUUGCUACUGUGCACAUGCGUGUAAUUCACACGCCACACAAGUUUGUUUUAAUGGUAAAUAAAUUCUCAUUGGAAACCUGACUAUUUUAUACUUAAAUAAGUUGUAAGCCAUCUAUAAAGAGGCAAAUGGUAAUUGGCUUAUGUAAUCUAUAUAAAUGCCCAGUAUGUAAAUCAUUUGUUCCUUAUGGCUAGAGGCCGGUACUGAGGUUUGGCAGAAUCUCCCAUUAUAUUUGCAAGUAGCAGUGUUUGAAAUUUAAAAAUCUAUUUUGAUUUCUCAUUAUUUUCUCAGAUUUUGAGGCUAAUAUAUUACCAGCUAUUUAAACCAAGCAGUUUCGAUUAAGGGAUACUGUUGUUGUAAUAACAAGUAAAAACAAUUUGUAAUACUGUGCAGUUUUGAGGAAAAGGUUUUUUUCUUUAAUUUUGCUGGAAAACUGGCACUUUUAAAAUGAGGGAAUACCCAAAGUGCUCAAUGCUGCCUCCCAUUCACUUUUUAAGGUCUGUGGGGUGGGGAAGUGGGGGGUUGUUGACUGUCACUGCUAUUUAGGUAAAACCAGCUGUGGAUAAAAUGCCCCUUUCUAGCAAUAUGAAAUGAAAAAUGCAAUGACAAAUGCACACAGAGCAAAGACAGAUCUGCAUGGCCAAACUCUCACAUAAGUGUUUUUGCUGCAAAGGUCUGCCUUUCCCUUGCGCCACCAUUUUGUGAUGUCUGUGUUCUCUGUCUGUGAGAUCAAAAGAUGGCCAUGCACCAUAAGAUUUGCUUAUAAACAAACUAUCUGACACAACACAUUCUAAUAGUGUCAUGUGGAAUUUUACCAGGCUCUCACUUUACAGGAGUGGCUAAUGGUCUGAAUCCUUUGCUAUUCCAUUACAAGGUAAAACUGGCAAAACUGUCUGUCCCUUCCUUUUUUUCUGUUAAAGGUAGGAAAAAUUGCAGGUUCUCCUGUUUGGAAGAGUCGUUCCCUAUUUCCCUGUAAAUAUUUCACUCCUGUCUCUUCCUGUGGACAUUUCUCUUAAGAAAACUGGGCAAAAGUAAAAUUAAGUUCACUUAUAGGAGAAUGUGAUGACUGUAAUAAAAUACCCUUAAAGCAUUCAAAGUGUCUUGGUUUGGUGAGGCAAGUUUAAUCAGAAUUCAGAAAUGUUUUCCAUUACUUGACCCACUUUAAUAUUUAUGUAACAUAUACCAUUAAAAAAAUGUUUGUGAUACAGCAGA
Xenopus tropicalis (tropical clawed frog) is the source of this 2113-nucleotide messenger RNA. RefSeq names its product N(alpha)-acetyltransferase 40, NatD catalytic subunit (gene naa40). Gene Ontology annotation, cellular component: cytoplasm; nucleus. Gene Ontology annotation, biological process: chromatin remodeling. The record is from RefSeq and is marked provisional. Gene Ontology annotation, molecular function: acyltransferase activity, transferring groups other than amino-acyl groups; histone H4 acetyltransferase activity; histone H2A acetyltransferase activity. Lineage: Eukaryota; Metazoa; Chordata; Amphibia; Anura; Pipidae.